This is a messenger RNA of Coregonus clupeaformis (lake whitefish), 1747 nucleotides long. Its product is annotated as ras-GEF domain-containing family member 1B-A. The record is from RefSeq and is a predicted model, not a curated record. Lineage: Eukaryota; Metazoa; Chordata; Actinopteri; Salmoniformes; Salmonidae. Gene Ontology annotation, molecular function: guanyl-nucleotide exchange factor activity. Gene Ontology annotation, cellular component: plasma membrane. Gene Ontology annotation, biological process: Ras protein signal transduction; positive regulation of GTPase activity.
GGCUUGUAAGUAAGCAUUUCACUGUGAGGUCUACACCUGUUGUAUUUGGCGCAUGUGGCAAAUAACAUUUGUCCCCGAAAACAUUGCUUUAGACACCAUUCACGACAGUUUAUUAUUGGAUCCCUACAAUGAUAAUGACAUGCAUGUGUUAAAAGAUUUUCUCCUUUAUUAUCGCAUAUCAUCAUGCGUAAAAUUGCCAAAGAGCUCCAAGUCUCCAUCCAGCUAUGAUUGGGCGAGCUCGUUUUGAGGCGGCAGGUAGUUAAGAGUUCACUUGAGGACCAAUUUGAAUGGUCUAAAACGAACUAACUCUGCACACCCGGGGCACUGGGCUAUGUAAAACGAAAUUGCCCAUUGAAACGUGAGCGAUGCGGUGCUCGUUCUCGUCUCUGAUUGGCUGGCCUGCGGUAUAGUCAAGCCAUUAGUAGGCUUUUCCGGUUUCUCCAGCUCAUACAAGUCAAUACGCUUGGAGUGCGGAUCUCCGCGCCACAGUCUCGCUGCAUAUGCAUGUGGAUGUUUGGGUGUCUUACCAAGAACUCGGUCAAGCCUUGUGAAAACGUGAAUACACGUUCUUUCUACUCUUGAUUUGCAAGUGAACAUGUUGAAUAUAAGGGCAGAGGAAACCUGCGGCUGAAUAUCAGUAGAAACUCACGGGUUUCAUUGGAGAAAGUGCUUGCUUUAUUCAAGUGGGGAAGAUAUAUUACGGAUUCUACCAGCAGUUACUUAUUCGGAGGACAAUAUGCCUCAGACGCCACCGCUGACAGGCAUGCUGGUCUCCAGUGGUUACAACAAGAACCAGAACCAGACCAAGGAAGAGGGAUACGGUAACACUGGACUGUAUUACCAUGACAACACCCUGGUGUCCGGCUCGCUGGAGGCCCUCAUCCACCACCUCGUCCCCAACAUGGACUACUACCCUGACAGGAAAUACAUAUUCCCCUUCCUGCUCUCUUCUCGUCUGUUCAUCCAACCCCACGAGCUCAUGUCCAAAGUGUGUCACCUAUGUCUGGAACAGCGGAGACUGAGCGACCCUCAGGCAGACACGAUGAGGAUCAGGAAGAUGGCUCCGAAGAUCCUCCAGCUGCUCCAGGAGUGGACGGAGACGUUCUCCUACGACUUCAGAGAUGAGAGGUUGAUGAGGAGCCUGAAGGAGCUGACCCAACGCCUGGCCUCGGGGGACGAGCUGUACAGGAAGAUGGUCCACCAGAUGAUUCAGGUGUUAAUCAGGAAGCUGACUUCUCUGAGCCAUUACGAGGAGGCCCUGGUCAAGAUCAACGCUACGGCCACAGACAGGCUGACUGUGCUCAAGGCCAAGCCUCAGGCCAUCCAGAGGGACAUGCUGUCCAUCUGCAACGACCCCUUCACCAUGGCCCAGCAACUCACUCACAUAGAACUGGAGAGACUGAGCUACAUCGAACCAGAGGAAUUCAUCCAGGCCUUUGAGAAGAAAGAUCUUCUGGACAAUGAUAAGAGCUGUUUCAGCGACCACAAGAAGGCUAGCAGCCUGGAGGCGUAUGUAGAGUGGUUCAACAGACUCAGCUUCCUGGUGGCCACAGAGAUCUGCAUGCCCGUAAAGAAGAAGCAGCGAGCGCGAGUCAUGGAGUUCUUCAUCGACGUGGCGCGGGAAUGUUUCAACAUCGGCAACUUCAACUCCCUCAUGGCCAUUAUCUCUGGGAUGAACAUGAGUCCUGUGUCUCGACUGAAGAAGACCUGGAGCAAAGUCAAGACUGCCAAGUUUGACGUCUUGGAG